Molecule: messenger RNA, 2798 nt
Organism: [Candida] anglica
Lineage: Eukaryota; Fungi; Ascomycota; Pichiomycetes; Serinales; Debaryomycetaceae
Source: the annotation of a GenBank genome assembly
ACUACCUAGCUGGUUUGUGUUCGCACUUUUUACGUCUUGGAUUCUUAUUUUUUUUUUAAAUUAAAACGUCGAAAAGAAAAGCCGGUUUAUAAACAAACCAUCGACACAUUAUUUUAUUCAGACGACAACUCUUCUGUCUAGAACUUACCGUAGCGUACACGAACGCGCCCAGCGAAAAGAACAAAGUGAGAUACCCACACCCACAGAGAGCGUGCCGCCAACACUGACACCCUCCUGCUCCUUUGUCACACACUUACCAUAACCCCCAAUACGGUUUUUCAAGUUUUCAUUAUUGGUUAUACAACGAUAUUAUUCACGUCUUUACUCGAGCCCUAUUGAGUAGACAUAUAUCCCGUAACGCCACAUUGUGCCAUCACAUCAUCUACACGUACUUUGUGCUUCAUUAGUAUCACCGGGACCAUUAUUUAUUCACUCCAACACCUUUCAUCCUAUUUCAUUCAUUAGCAUUAGACUUUCAUCUUGUCUUGUCAUAAUCAUACACAUUUUGCAUCUGUCAUGUCUACUGAAAACACCAUAGGAUUUGCAGCCCCACAUAGUGGCAAUUUCAUCUUGGGAGAACCCCAUAUUUCGAUGGCGUCCCUGUUGGCCCUUGGUCAUAAAUCUGCGCCACCUCAUCUUCACCAUUCCACGUCAAACCCAUUAUUGAACCUGCAACAACAGCAACAAUCCCAGGCUCCUCAACAAGCUUCCCAGCAAGGUCCACCUCCACCUCAGCAACUCCAGCAUCAACUGCAACAACAACAGCAGCAGCAUCAGCAUCAACAGCAACUCCAGCAUCAGCAACAGCAUCAACAACAACAGCAGCAUCUUCAACACCACCUGGUACAAUCUUCGGUGCCUCAACCAUCCCAGAGCCAUCAACAAGUGCAUCCACUCCCACAUUCUGUACCUGGGGAAAAGUUUUCACUCCGGUUGUCUAACUUGCCUGUAGAUCUUUCUAAAAGAGAGGCUACGCUCAUGUUUGCCCUUGUCAUGGAUGAUAUCUUAAAUAUUGAGUUUGAAGAUCGUCAAUUAAUUGCCUAUUUCAAGACUUUGAACACAUGCAUCACCACUGGGAAGCUUUUGGAUGGUAAAUAUCUCUUUGGACCUGAAGUCUCACCAGUGAAAGUUGAAUACGAUAGUGUGGUGAAUAGUAUUAAUCAACCAUUCAACUCGUUGAGAUUAUCUACCGGGGCCAACAUUUCACCACCUCAGAUAAAUACAAAUACUGCUGCACCUGCUUCUGGCCCUGCUUCUUCUUCUACUGGUCCUGGUGAUUACCAAAAGAGACAAUCUAUUGGUAAUCAAAGAUCAAGAUUUUUGUUCAGUGAUCCAUUUUCUGGUUCAACCACCCCAACAUCUGCUGGUGGAGCCAAUACUGGUAGAAUUGAUCUUUCAGACUUGACUGGUAAAUCUCUUUUGUUGAUGGAAUCCCAAAAUGAUGCUAGAGAAUAUGACCAAUUAGUUAGAGAUCCAUGGAAGAGUGCAACCACCAACAGUGGAGCCACCAAUGCUAACGGGGUACCAAUUGGAUCAGCGCCACAAACACCAUCUGCUGGAUCCCAAUCAACUCCAUUUGAAUGGGGCAACACUUCUACUGCAGGCUCCAAUGCCGCAGGUGCAUCGGGAGUCCCAUCUGCUACUGCCGCCGGCUCAUCUUCAGACAGAAGAAGAACCUCAUCUGCGUUCUUUAACAAUACUGUUAACAACUUACCACCUUCAAGUUCGCAUAAUUCAUUACCAUCUCAAGGUCAACAUCAUUCUAUGUUGGGUUCUUCAUCAGGCCAACCGCUUCAACAAUUGUCAAUUCCUCACGGUCACUCGAUUCAAGGCUCUACGCCUACCACCACUGGCCCGUUAGCAACACAAAUCGCAUUAUCUAGUUCCCAGUCAUCCCAACCAUCGCAUUUAUCUUCAGCACCACGCCAAACGUCUCAAUCCCCAACUGAACAAUCACCACCCCAAGUGGAUUUGCAACAACAAUCUCAGCAACAACAGCAACAACAGCAACAGCAGCAGCAACAACAACAACAACAACAGCAACAAGCUCUGUCGCAACAAACACAACAACAAUCCCAACAACUCUCUCCUCAAGAACAAGCACAAUCGCAAACUUCAGGUCAAACUGGAAGACUGAAAGAGGUUCCAGAUUUAUCUUUGCUUGCCAGAGUUCCCCCACCUGCAAAUCCAGCGGAUCAAAAUCCUCCUUGUAAUACUUUAUAUGUUGGUAAUUUACCACCUGAUGCCACAGAAGUUGAACUUCGAGCUUUAUUCUCUCCACAGAAGGGAUUCCGUAGAUUGUCAUUCCGUACCAAGACUCAAUCUCAAUCCAACCCUAACGCAAACAGUCAUAACCAUGGACCUAUGUGUUUUGUUGAAUUUGAAGACGUAGCACAUGCUACUAGAGCAUUGGCAGAAUUAUACGGUAGAGCAUUACCUAGACCAGGAGGAAGUAAUGGAAAGGGAGGAAUUAGAUUAUCAUUUUCCAAGAAUCCUUUAGGAGUUAGAGGUCCUGGAAACCCAAGAAGAACUUCUGCUAGUCAAGUCUUAAAUGGUGGAUCUAGUUCCACCAACUCUUCAUCAUCUACAGUUGCAAAUUCCAACAAUGGGAUUGGGAAUUAUGGUUACUCGGGUUAUCAUAAGGGAUCUUAGGUGAGUGACAUCGAAUGUUGUUCAUAAUGAUUAAUGACUGAUCAUAAAUUUGAUUCUUCACAUUGAUCUGUGAAGGUUAUGAUCUUUGGCUUAUAUGUUUUAAUUGUUUUCAUACUGUACUAUUUACUGGCGCUUAUAUCAAGUAU